AUGGAGCUGAGAUCGGGGCGACGCCUGCGCUCGUCGGGAACGGCACCGAUCGGGUUCGCCUCUGCCAUGGAGUUGAGGUCGGGGCGCCGCAUCUGUUCCAGCCAGCAGGUACGCAUCCCAGAAGACCUCGGACCGGACCGUAUCAGCGCCCUACCCGACGAUCUGCUCCUCAUCAUCCUCGCCCGCCUCCGAUCCAUCGUCACCGCCGCGCGCACCGGUAUCCUCUCCCGCCGGUGGCGCAACCUAUGGACGCUCCUCUCCACGCUCAUCUUCCACAAUGUAAAAUACUCCUCGCUCGAACCGGUGCUAGCCCGCCUUGUCUCCCCCGCCGUCUCCCUUCUCGAGAUCCACAUCCCCAUCACGAGGAGGCAGCCCGAUCGUUGGGACUGGUGGGAGCACAUGUCCCCUGUCGAAGUGUAUAUGGACGCUGGUGUCACCUCGCUACUGCGUGCCGCCGCACGGCUUGAGCCGGAGGAGCUCGUGUUCACCAUCGACAAGGUAAAAGGCAGCCAUGUCGAUGUGCCCUACUUCCGCCGUGCCGCCUCGAUCGUGCUAAAAGCAAACACCUUUAGCGCCCCUUUCCACAUGCCACCCGGUGUUGAGUUUGUCGCUCUCGAUACACUAUCCCUCUCAUGCUCUAUCACUGGCCUCGAUGACCUCAUCUCCCGGUGCCCACGCCUCCGCGUCCUCCGACUCAAGGUGCCCACCAAAAAUUACUUGGUGAUGGUCCACUCCACGUCGCUGCAACAGCUAUUCGUGAACACCCGAGAUGGCACAAGUCGCGUUGACAUUGAUGCCCCCGUGCUUAGGCGAUUGUCCAUGUCAUUACGCCCUUACAGGCAACUGGACAUCUCCGUCAUGGCACCAAUGAUGGAGACCAUCUCAUGGUACUGCUCUUAUUGCUAUGUGAGGUUGGCUCCUGGUUUUGGUAGCUGGCGGCUCAAUGAGCUAAGGAUACAAAUGGCACAGAGGCAAGAAGAGCUCCCUUCGUUGCACAUUGAUGCUAGCAUGGUGUGUCCUCUAUUUCUCAAUUACUCACUACGACUGCCAAGUGUUGACUGA
Messenger RNA from Lolium perenne, 1062 nucleotides. RefSeq names its product putative F-box/FBD/LRR-repeat protein At5g56810. NCBI's taxonomy places the organism in Eukaryota, Viridiplantae, Streptophyta, Magnoliopsida, Poales, Poaceae. Gene Ontology annotation, molecular function: protein binding. The record is from RefSeq and is a predicted model, not a curated record.